Molecule: messenger RNA, 3068 nt
Organism: Thalassophryne amazonica
Lineage: Eukaryota; Metazoa; Chordata; Actinopteri; Batrachoidiformes; Batrachoididae
Product: E3 ubiquitin-protein ligase BRE1B-like
Exons: 20
Coding region: 72-3047 (991 amino acids)
Cellular component (GO): nucleus; HULC complex
Molecular function (GO): metal ion binding; ubiquitin protein ligase activity
Source: RefSeq, a predicted model, not a curated record
UGGGAAAUCUGUCGUCACUUCCUGUCUGGGUAUCUUUUUUUUUUUUUUCAAUCGCCGCCUGAGAAGGAACGAUGUCAGGUGUUGGGGGAGGAAAGCGUCCCUCAGGGGGGGACAGCCCCCCCGGCCCACCUGAGAAGAAGAGCAAAAAGGAAGAGAAGACCACCACCACUCUCAUUGAGCCCAUCCGAAUAGCUGGAGUAUCUUCCACGGAGGAAAUGGACAUGAAGGUGCUCCAGUUCAAGAAUAAGAAGCUAUGUGAGCGUUUGGAACAGAGGCAAGCUAUGGAGGAUGAGUUGCGAGAGAAAAUCGAGAAGCUGGAGAAGAGACAAGCUACCGAUGACACCACGCUGCUUAUUGUCAACCGCUACUGGUCACAGUUGGACUCAAAUGUCCAGGUGCUGCGCCAGCGCAUUAUUAAGCACGAGGCUUCAGUAUCUGCCCCACCUUGUGUCCCAACUCCAGUGGAGGAAGACAAAAUGUUACCAGCCUCACCAUCCUCUGCCUUAACUCCACCUCCACUCCCAGAGGUUCGAACUGACGGGGAGCAGACAGUACAGCAGGACCAGCAUCAGCUGGAGCAGGAGCAGAAACCCCCUCUUCCUGAUGGAUCAGAAGAAUUGUUGACACCCGUAGACCCACCACAGGAUACACCAGUGGCCAGUGCAUCACCACCACCUCCUCCCCUUAGUGAGAGUGCGAAGGGUUUCUUGGCCACGCUGGAGCAUAGCAGUGAUGAGGAGCUCACCCUGCACCUUCAGGAGCAUAUGCAGUUCAGCAAGGAAGCCAUCGCAUGCCUGGUGUGUGUCUUUGACAGGCUGCACAGCCGCGUCGAUGACAUGUGCAAACAGGUUCAAGCUGCAGUGUGUAACGACGACAGCCAGACUGAGAACAUUCUGAAGUGCACGCUGCUGGAAGAGAAUAGUCGUCUGCGAGACUUAGCAACCCUUCUACAAGGCCGCCACCACAAGAUGUCAAUGGAGUACAAUGAGCUGGUGGACAAAGUGACCAGCUCUGAGACUAAGGUGACAGAGAUGGAGACGACUGUGGAGGACUUGCAGUGGGACAUUGAAAAACUUCGCAAUAGAGAACAAAAGCUUAACAAACACCUUGCAGAGGCCAUGGAGCAGCUGAAGUCUGGUUACAGCAGCACCGGCAGUGGUGGGGGCCUUGCUGGAGGUCAGAUUACUUUGAACAUUCAAAAGUUUGAGAGUCUGAAUGCAGAGUUGGAGCAUAACCAGGAAUUGGCCAAUAGCCGAAUGGCAGAGCUGGAAAAAUUGCAGGUGGAGCUCCAGGAGGCUGUGAGAGAAAGCGAGAAACUCAAGAUGGACUUGCAGAAUAUUCCUGAGGAGGUUGUGAAGGAGACGUUGGAGUACAAAUGUCUCCAGUCUCAAUUCUCCCUGCUGUAUAAUGAGUCUCUUGGGGUCAAAACUCAGCUGGAUGAGGCGCGGGCUCUCCUGCUCACUGCCAAGAAUGCCCAUCUCCGACAAAUUGAGCACAUGGAGAGCGAUGAGCUGUCCCUUCAAAAGAAACUGCGAACGGAGGUCAUCCAGUUGGAGGAUACUCUGGCCCAAGUGCGUAAAGAGUAUGAAAUGCUGCGCAUCGAGUUUGAACAGAACUUGGCCGCUAAUGAGCAAGCAGGACCAAUCAACAAGGAGAUGCGACACUUAAUCAGCAGUCUUCAAAACCACAACCUGCAACUGAAAGGUGAUGUUCAGCGUUACAAGAGGAAGUUGCGGGAAACUCAAAUGGAGAUUAAUAAGUUACGUUGCCAGAGUGGUGACGCAGGAAGUCUGGUCUUAGAGGAAACAACAAAUGACAACGUUGAUGUGAAGAAAGAGGAGGAAGACGACCAGGAGGAGGAGGAGGAGAGAAGGAAGGAAUUGGAAAGACAGCGGGCCCGCGAAAGAGAGUGGGAGAGAGAGGCUGAACGUGAGCGGGAGCGAGAGAGGGAGAGGCAACGCACUGACGAAAUGAAGAGGAAGGACUCGGACACAUUAAAGAUGCUCAGAAUCGACCUCAAGAAGGCCCAGGAGUCCCAAAAAGAGAUGAAGCUGCUGUUGGACAUGUAUAAGUCGGCCCCAAAAGAACAGAGAGACAAAGUGCAACUCAUGGCAGCUGAGCGCAAGUCAAAAGCUGAGGUGGAUGAGUUGAGGAUGCGUGUGCGAGAGCUGGAGGAGAGGGAGCGGAAGGAAAGUAAGAAGCUAGCUGAUGAGGAUGCCCUCAGGAAGAUCAGAGUGGCAGAAGAGACCAUUGAGCAUCUGCAGAAGAAACUUGGCGCAACUAAACAGGAGGAGGAAGCCCUGCUGAGUGAGAUGGACAUAACGGGACAGGCCUUCGAGGACAUGCAGGAACAAAACACCCGCCUGUUGCAGCAGCUGCGAGAGAAAGACGAUGCUAAUUUCAAACUGAUGAGCGAACGGAUUAAAUCAAACCAGAUCUAUAAGCUUCUCAAAGAAGAAAAGGAAGAGUUGGCUGACCAAGUUCUUACCUUCAAAACCCAGGUUGACGCCCAGCUGCUGGUUGUGCAGAAACUAGAAGAAAAAGAGGGUGUUCUUCAGAGUACAUUGGCUGCAUUGGAAAAAGAGUUGGGUUUGCGUACGCAAGCACUGGAACUCAAUAAAAGGAAGGCAGUGGAAGCUGCCCAGCUGGCGGAGGACCUGAAGGUGCAGCUGGAACACACACAGGCUAAACUUAAGGAGAUCCAGGUCUCUGUGGCUGAGAACCGAACCGCCCGAGAGAGGGAGAGCAGCAACCUUAAACGAGCACAGGAGGACCUGUCCAGGCUGAGGCGUAAGCUGGAGAAGCAGAAGAAGGUGGAGGUGUACUCCGAUGCUGACGAGAUCCUGCAGGAAGAGAUCAACCAGUACAAGGCCAAGCUGCGCUGCCCCUGCUGCAACACGCGAGACAAGGAGACGGUGCUCACCAAAUGUUUCCACGUUUUCUGCUACGAGUGUUUGAAGAUGCGCUAUGACACCAGACAGAGGAAGUGCCCCAAGUGCAACUGCGCCUUUGGCGCCAACGACUUUCACCGCAUCUACAUAACCUAAGUUCACAGGGAGACAGAGGAG